UGUUAUAGUAACCAUGCCCACAUAGAUGACAGACACACUGAAGAAUUGUGCAAAAGCUUUCAUAGAAGCUAUACCUAAAAUAGAAUCUCACUACUUGAGAGCUAAUUCAAAAAGAAAAUACAUUGAUGGAAGCAAAACUAUUUCCGACAUUCACAGAGACUAUGUAGAUCAAUGCAAGGCUAAUAAUGUGGUUUCGUUAAUUAUAUAAUGUUUUAUCGAAUAUUUACAAAAGAAUUCAAUAUUUCUUUCUUUGUCCCUAAAAAAGACACUUGUGAAUUUUGUGAGGCUUAUAAAAAUUGUACGGAUGAAGAAAAGGAAUUGAAAAAAAGAAAGUUACUUAAAUCACCAUCAAGAAAAACUUUUAUCUCGAAAUGAGAAAGAAAAAGACAAGAAUAAUGAUGACAUAGUGGUUGCCGUGUAUGACUUACGGGCAGUAUUUCAAUGUCCGAAAGGAGAAAUUUCUGUAUUUUAUUAUAACUCGAAACUGAAUGUACUGAAUCUGACAAUUUACGAUGUAAAAACCCACUGUGUUGAAAGUUAUGUCUAGGACGAGUCACAGGCUCAUAGAGGUUCUAACGAGUUUGCCACAUGCGUUUUUAAAUAUAUAAAAUUAUAUUUCAGACGGUGGCAAACCAGUUGACGUUGUUUUUUACUCUGAAAAUCAUGCUGGACAGCAGAAGAAUAAGUUCAUGUUGGCUAUGUAUCUUUAUUCUGUGCAGAACUAUCCAAAUAUAAAGUCCAUCAUUCAUAAAUUUCUCAUCAAGGGGCAUACCCAAAACGAAGGGGACUCUGUUCACUCUCAGACUGAACGGCAAGUGAAAAGACAGUUGAGAUCUGGACCUAUAUAUAUCCCUGAAUGUUUGCCGGUUCACGUCAACGAAAUCUGUUAUACCGAAAUUGGUGAUUGGAAAGCUGUAACGAGUAAAUUAAAUUUAGUGCUUCAAAAGGAUGAAGAUAAAAAUGCCAUUAACCCGCCAUUGGUGACGUAUAUGUCGCCCGCCGUCUAUUCGGGUUGCGAUUUCGAGUAGCUGCCUCAUUUUAAGUCCUAAACAUUCAGUGCCGCUCGUGGCUUCGCGGCGAACGCACGUUCCGGAGUUUUAUUGCCAACCCGGUCCGUGAGACCGUCGUCACCAAACAAGUAAAGCCCUUCUCUCAUUACGAUACCCCCGCGCGACUCUAGUCUCGGAGACUAAGCCAUGACUAGUCGCCGCAAAGUAUCUCACAUACAUUCAUAUGGAGAUUCGCACACUACGAUACUGGUAUUCUACGCGUUCGCUACUAGUCUCGCGAUACCCGCCGUGUUGGUCGGUUGUGCGUCGCGUCGCGCGCGGUUUGACAAGAUGGCGGCGGAGCAAGAAACAAAUAUUAAUUUUGUACAAGAAAUUGAAAAACAUGCCUGUUUAUAUAACUACAAUUUACCUGACUACAUGCGGAAAAAUACAAUAGACAAGACUUGGGCAGAAAUUGGGAACAAAUUUCAAAUAACAGCCAUCAUCCCAAAAGCAACACUCAACCAAUCUCGCAACAGCAAUCAUCUCUUCCGUCUACUAGUACAAGCACUCAACCAAUCUCGCAACAGCAACCAUCUCUUCCGUCUACUAGUACAAGCACUCAACCAAUCUCGCAACAGCAAUUACCACCACCACGGACCACAAAAAACGGAAGAAGCUGGAAGAAACUGAAGCCGAGAAAAACAUUUCAGCUUAUUUUAAAUUGAAACGAUCUAAAAUUCAAGAUAACUGUGACAGUGCUGAAAAUUCAAACAAAAUGUUUUUACUGAGUUUACUAUCGGACGUGAACAAAAUGACUGAUAGU
This is a messenger RNA of Amyelois transitella, 1815 nucleotides long. RefSeq lists its product as uncharacterized. The transcript is spliced from 2 exons. Lineage: Eukaryota; Metazoa; Arthropoda; Insecta; Lepidoptera; Pyralidae. The record is from RefSeq and is a predicted model, not a curated record. Bases 1197 to 1682 code for a protein of 161 amino acids.